CGGCCCAUGGAGCCUCGGACGGGAGGACGCGGGGCUGCCCGGGGCCCGGGCUCGCAUCUGUCCUGCCCCGCGUGAGGCACGAGACGCCAGGCCCCGAGGAGCCGCCGCGCCGCAGGAAGUUGAGGGAUCGCGAUCCCGAUCCCGAUCCCGAGUGUGCUUUGGAGAGACAACACCCCCCCCACCCCAGCGCUUCGGGAGGAGCUGACAACAUGGCUUCCCCGCCGCACCAGCAGCUGCUGCAUCACCACAGCACCGAGGUGAGCUGCGACUCCAGCGGAGACAGCAACAGCGUGACGGUCAGAAUCAACCCGAAGCAGCACCAGGGCUGCACCUCUGCCAAGCACUGCAAGUACAGCAUCUCCUCCAGCUGCAGCAGCUCCGGGGAGUCGGGAGGCCCCCGCCGGGCAGCUGGAGGAGGGGCAAGCAGCAGCUCUGGUCUCCGCAGGCAGAAGAAGGUGCCUCAGCUCUUUGAGAGGGCCUCGUCCAAGUGGUGGAACCCCAAGUUCGACUCCAACAACCUGGAGGAGGCUUGUAUGGAGAGGUGCUUCCCCCAGACACAGCGCCGGUUUCGCUAUGCCCUCUUCUACAUUGGGGUGGCCUGCCUGGUCUGGGGCAUCUACUUCAGCAUCCACAUGCAAGAGAAAUUAAUGGUCUUCACCAUGCCAGCUCUGGGCUUCCUUUUGGUCUGCAUAGCAUUUUUUAUGUUCACCUUCACUCAGACUUAUGCCCGCCAUUAUGUUUGGACCUCACUGAUCCUCACUCUCUUGGUUUUUACUUUGACUCUGGCUCCUCAAUUUCAAGCUCUGACAACUCUGUCAGGGAGAGGUGACAUGUCCAAUCAUACUUCUCUUGCAAGAACUGCAGAUGCUUCUCUUUCUCAAGUAGGCAGUUUUUCUAUGUGUAUUGAAGUGCUCUUGUUGCUCUACACAGUGAUGCACUUACCCUUGUAUUUAAGCUUGUUCCUUGGGUUGUUGUACUCAGUCCUUUUUGAAACCUUUGGUUAUCAUUUCCGUGUUGAAUAUAAUUUUACGCCCAUUGAAGCCAAUGCAGCUUAUUGGGAGCAGUUGAUGAGUAAAACCUUACUUCACAUUUGCAUCCAUGCUAUUGGCAUUCAUUUAUUUAUCAUGUCUGAAGUCAGAUCAAGGAGCACAUUCCUAAAAGUGGGGCAGUCAAUCAUGCAUGGAAAAGACUUGGAAGUAGAGAAAGCCCUGAAAGAGAGGAUGAUUCAUUCUGUAAUGCCAAGGAUAAUAGCUGAUGACUUAAUGAAACAAGGGGAUGACGAAAGUGAGAACUCCGUUAAACGUCAUUCCACCUCAAGCCCCAAAAGCAGAAAGAAAAAACCUUCCAUACAGAAAACUCCCAUUAUUUUCCGUCCUUUUAAAAUGCAGCAGAUAGAGCAAGUGAGUAUUUUGUUUGCAGAUAUUGUUGGCUUCACUAAAAUGAGUGCAAACAAAUCUGCCCAUGCUCUGGUGGGGCUUUUGAACGACCUAUUUGGCCGCUUUGACCGUUUGUGUGAGGAUACAAAAUGUGAGAAGAUAAGUACUUUGGGAGACUGUUACUACUGUGUAGCCGGAUGUCCAGAGCCCCGAGCAGAUCAUGCCUAUUGCUGCAUUGAGAUGGGUUUGGGUAUGAUUAAAGCCAUUGAACAGUUUUGCCAAGAGAAAAAAGAAAUGGUGAACAUGAGAGUUGGUGUUCACACUGGGACAGUCCUGUGUGGUAUUUUGGGGAUGAGGAGGUUUAAGUUUGAUGUGUGGUCCAAUGAUGUCAACUUGGCCAAUUUAAUGGAGCAGCUGGGGGUUGCUGGAAAAGUCCAUAUUUCAGAAGCUACUGCAAAAUAUUUGGAUGACCGUUACGAGAUGGAGGAUGGAAAGGUGAUUGAACGAGUUGGUCAGAGUGUGGUGGCUGACCAGUUGAAAGGGUUGAAGACUUACCUGAUAUCUGGUCAGAAAGUCAAGGAGCCCCAUUGCAGUUGUGCACAAGCAUUGCUUUCUGGCCUGGAGUCAGGGGAUGGUACCAAGGUACAGGCAGUGCCAUCAGUGGAGAGCAUUGGUGACAUGACGAAGACUCUCAGGCACUCACAAAAACUGAAGACUUGCCCUUCAUGUAGUGUUACAAUUGCCACCAACUGUGAUGUCAGUAUAGAGGAAGGAGCUAUCCAAAAUGGCUGUCAGGAUGAACAUAAAAACAGUACUAAGGUUCCUGGUGGACACAGUCCGAAGACCCAGAAUGGACUUUUGAGUCCUCCACAGGAAGAAAAGCUCAGCAAUAGCCAGACAUCACUUUAUGAAAUGUUGCAAGAGAAAGGAAGAUGGGUAGGAGUGAGCUUGGAUCAGUCAGCACUUCUUCCACUGAGGUUUAAAAACAUCAGAGAGAAGACAGAUGCACAUUUUGUAGAUGUGAUUAAAGAAGACAGCCUGAUGAAAGACUAUUUCUUCAAACCACCUAUUAACCAGCUGAGCCUGAACUUUCUGGAUCGGGAUUUGGAGAUGGCCUACAGGACCAGCUAUCAGGAAGAGGUUAUAAGGAAUGCACCUGUGAAGACAUUUGCCAGUGCUACCUUCAGUUCACUCCUGGAUGUGUUCCUCUCCACAACAGUCUUCCUUAUACUCUCUAUCACUUGCUUCCUGAAACAUGGGAUGGCCAGUUCCCCUCUCCCACCUGCAGCAGUUGUUGUAUUCAUCAUUGCCAUCCUGUUGGAAGUGCUGUCCCUUAUCGUCUCAAUUAGAAUGGCAUUCUUUCUGGAGGAGGUGAUGACUUGCACUAAGCGUCUCCUGGAGGUGAUUGCUGGCUGGCUGCCUCGACAUUUCAUCGGUGCAAUUCUGGUGUCCCUCCCUGCUCUUGCUGUCUUUUCCCAUGUCACCUAUGAGUUUGAAACAAACAUCCAUUAUACCAUGUUUAUGUGUUGUGCGAUUCUGAUCACCAUUGUUCAGUACUGUAACUUCUGCCAGCUUAGCUCCUGGAUGAGAUCUUCAUUGGCCACUGUUGUAGGAGCAGUGCUUCUCAUCUUGCUCUACAUCUCUUUAUGUCCAGUGAGCUCCAUAGAAACUUCCCACCUAGAUUCAGCACAGAACAUAAGUUCCAGGAAGAAUGCAUGCAAUAGUUCAGAGCCAAAUGAUACAAAGAAGCCAGCAGACCUGAUUGGUCAGGAAGUAAUACUGGUUUUCUUUCUUUUGCUCCUUAUGGUUUGGUUUCUGAAUCGGGAGUUUGAAGUCAGUUACCGCCUUCUCUACCAUGGAGAUGUAGAAGCUGAUCUUCAUCGUACCAAAAUACAGAGCAUGAGGGAUCAGGCUGACUGGUUGUUAAGGAAUAUUAUUCCAUAUCAUGUGGCAGAGCAGUUGAAGGUCUCCCAGAGUUACUCCAAAAACCAUGACAGCGGUGGAGUAAUUUUUGCUAGUAUUGUGAACUUCAGUGAGUUCUAUGAGGAGAACUAUGAGGGAGGCAAGGAGUGCUAUCGAGUCCUGAAUGAACUGAUCGGGGACUUUGAUGAACUGCUGAGCAAACCACAUUACAGCAGCAUUGAGAAAAUCAAAACAAUUGGGGCAACAUACAUGGCAGCUUCAGGACUAAAUACCUCUCAGUCUCAGGAUAACAAUCAUCCACACGGACAUUUGCAAACCCUUUUUGAAUUUGCCAAAGAAAUGAUGAGAGUGGUAGAUGACUUCAACAACAACAUGCUCUGGUUUAAUUUUAAACUUCGUAUUGGCUUUAACCAUGGCCCCCUCACUGCUGGGGUCAUUGGCACCACCAAGUUGUUAUAUGACAUUUGGGGUGAUACCGUUAACAUUGCUAGCAGGAUGGACACUACUGGAGUGGAGUGCCGGAUACAGGUGAGUGAAGAGAGCUACCGUGUCCUAAACAAGAUGGGGUAUGACUUUGAUUAUAGGGGGACAGUCAAUGUGAAGGGGAAGGGUCAAAUGAAGACAUACCUUUACCCAAAAUGCAUGGACAAUGGGAUUGUGCCACAUCACCAGUUGUCUAUAUCUCCAGACAUUCGAGUUCAAGUGGAUGGCAGCAUCGGGCGGUCUCCAACUGAUGAGAUUGCUAAUCUGGUGCCUUCUGUACAGAAUUCUGACAAGGUAUCUCAUAGCUCAGAUAACAGCUCAGAACCCAAGGACAUGCUUCCUUCCUCCAAAAGGCUCCAAAAAGAUUCAGUGAAAGCAGAAGACAGAUGCAGGUUUGGAAAAGCUGUAGAGAAAAAUAACUGUGAGGACACAGGAACUGAGGAGGCAAAUGAACUGACAAAGUUAAAUAUCUCUAAGAGUGUAUGAUGCAGUGGCAGAGAGCUGCAUGAUGUGCUCUGUCCAUAGAAACACAAAGACAUUUGCAGUUGGCUGUUUUCUUUUUUGAAGAAAGACAUUCUCAAUGCCUGGGUUGUACGUUUGUUUUCCUUUCUGCACCUGAUGCUGUGUAGAUCACAGUUCUUCAGGGCUCAUUUUCAUCCAUCUUUCCUCCAUGCCCCUUAACCCUCACCCCAAAUGCCCCAGCUCCCUGUGUAAACAUCUUUUAGCUGAGAGGAGAAUAUUAAGUGCCUUCAGAUAUACUCCAUCGAACUCCCUAUCAAGGUACAGAAGCCCCAAGUAAAAUUAUAGUUUUGGGUAUCUCUAAUUUAAAAAAAAAAAAGUUGUGGUUAAGAUACCAUUUUUAUUAUUGUUUCCUGCAAAACACUUUUUUUGGAUAAUGCAACUCCUUGGGUUUUUUAUAUCUGUAUGAAUAAUAUUUUACUCUUAUCAGACCUUUUCUGUGUAAAUACACGGACAGAAUGUAUGUGUAUCUACCAUAUGAGACUGAGAUAAAAAGUGCCAGUAAUGUACCACAUGAGGAUGUUUUUAACAGAUUCACAGGAGUUUAAGGCUGGAAGAGGGGAUGACAACAUUUUGCUUUGUUGGGCUGGAGAAAGAGUUGAGUUCCACAGUGGCUCAGUGUUUGGACACAGCAAGCCAGUCAGCUGCUGUUAACUUCACUCUCCAUUACAAUUGCUUUGAUCAAACGUAGGUGUCAUUGUGUGCUUUGGAUAUAUUGCUUUCCUUACAUCCAGCAGGUCAUUGCUAUGUGGGUAUGGAAGAAGGGUUUGGACUUCACCAGCUCUCAGGAUAGGGUUCCAAAAGCAAACAAAUUACUGUUAAAAUUUCUGCAAUCCAAGUCUCAGGUAUUUUCAUUUUGCCCCCCUACCCCAUUGGAAUUUGUGAGGUUCUAGGUCAAGCUGAUAUCUCCUAAAGCUGGUCUAGUUUCAGAGAGAACAUAUAAAAGUUCUGGGGUUACAAUGUAUUUAUUUAUUUAUUUAUAAUUCUAUUUUUUUUCAUUUUGUUUUUGAGAAGGUUUUAGGAUUAACAGGGGUGGUAAUUAGUGUAAUGAAAAGUAAUUAGAUAUCCAUUAGUGUUUCAGCCUUCAAACUACCAACCACUCUGAGGAUGUUACCUGGGAAAUGUUUGUUUCAAAACUGGUGAGACCAUUAAAGACUCCAAAUGCAGGCUUAUUCUGAUAAAACCCAGCUUCCCUCCUGAACCAAAUUAAUGGUGCUGUACAAUAUUUUUCAGAAUUUGCCCCUAUCCUUUGCUUUUGAAACAGGAAAUAUAAUGCUUCCCAUGUGCCUGCUAAAGCAGGAAUCAGGAUGGAGUCUCGUUGUCGUGAGCUGAUAAGCACAAGAAUAUACUAAUCCUACAACAGACUUUGUGUUGCAGACCCUGGUGUCUGCAGAAGAGGACAUCAGUGGGAAUCUGUGUGGACAUAGGGUCUGUCUGCACAGAGCAAUUGCAGGAUAGGGGGCUUAGAUUAAUAGAUUGUAAGGCCGGGACCUCAGAAGAUUAUUGGGUCCAGCCCCCUGCACCAAGCAGGAAAGAUAACUGAGGGUCAGGUGACCCCAGCAAGGUGACUGUCUAGUCUCCUAUUUGCCUCUUCCAUAGUUUAGAACACUUAUUUCUAUUUUUAUUAACUGAAUGACCCACUUUGGAUAACAUUAAACAUUGUAAAGUUCAAUUUAGACAAAUACUAGCUGCAUCAAAUAAUAUUUAUCCCCAAAUAAAUUCACUGGCUGUGGGAAAUAUGGGGACAUGGGGAAAUGCAGAGCUGUUUUGCCUGCAUGUUCAUAUUUUUAAAUUAACUUUCCAUCUUCAGUCUGAAGAAGUGAUUUAACAUGGAAACUAUAAUAUAUUUACACUCGCUACUUUUUGUUCCUAAUGUGACUCUAGUGUUAAAAUCAUAAAAAGAGCCCAAGCUCUCACUUAGCUGUUUGAGAUGCUAUCUGCAAUCCAACUUUAGUACCAGCUUCUUAAGUUUUUCUCAUAUUUAAAUGUACAGGGUUUUGGUUUUGGAUCCCAGUUGUAUUAAACAUUAUUCUAUAUACUCUUGUUACAAUAACAGCUCUUUUUAUGUUUCAAAAAUCCUUGAUUGCCAUGGUAGCUGUUUAACAUGACUGAAGUGUUAAAACUUCCAGCAAUGAACAACAUCAAAAAACCUAUACUGGGCAUUUAACUUCCACCCUCAUACAGAGAAUACUCUAUGCCUGAUUUUGAUAGUUGCUGCCAAGCAACAGUGUCAUAGUUUUGGGGUUUUUUUUCUCAGUGUGAAGGUGCAUAACAUCCUUCAUUGUCAGUAACUAUACAUUUUGUCUCUUUUUUUCUUCUGUGUACCUUUAAGAUGAGUGUAAUGCACUCUGAGACAUACUCCUAGAAUCCUCUUCAGAAUUUUUAUUUCAGUUUCUUAAAUAAUAACUGUUGCUUUUCUUCUAGUGGAGAAGUUGUUAUUGUCCGAGAUUGUUUACAUGCCAGAGUAUGUCUCUUGAAGUUGCUACAUCCCUUUUUCACCCCAUUUAUUCUUUCUGAUUUUGAUGGCCUAGGUAGGUCCAGUGAUUAAAUGGUAUUACUCGUAUUAUUGGUAUUAAAUGGAAGUUAAUUUUAGCAGUGUUAGCAGCUGAGCCAUCGAGCUGUGACCAUGUCUUAUUUCUAACUUAAAAUACCAUGCAAUUAUUAUACUUCUACCCAUCACAAUCUUGCAUCUACAAGAGAUAUACACACUGAAACUAGAUGCAAGGGAACAGUGUAGUCCAGGGAUUGGAACAGGACUUGCCACUGAGAGAACCUGUUUUUAAUUAUUACAGUAGUUAUUUUUCAGUACAAAGGCUUACAAAAUGAAUAAAGCCAGUGGUUAGUCACUGUGUUUUACCACAUGUGUAUUGUUAGUCUUCUGGUAACAUCAGGGUACUGAAAUGGUUGCAUAACUUAGUAGUAUCAUGGCCACCUUUUCUUGUGCCAUUAUGCAAGUAAAAUGGCUGAGGACAGAAAUAUGUCUGGGCUCUGAAAACAAGAGAUGUUCUCUGUUCUUGCGCUGGAUUUGUUCUGUGUAGUGAUAAUAUCUGGAUUAAGUGCAGCUAACAUUAUUUGGCUUCAAAAUUUAAUGUCCGUGAACAGUGUACCUCUGUUAGCUUAUUGCCAUGAGAAUGACAGCACCUUCACUUCUUCAUCUCCGAGAUCUUGAAUUUUUGUAUGCAAUUCAGAAAUAAAGCUAUCGCUGAAAUAGUUUUAAUGGGUGAGAAUUUUUAAGGCUCAAAGGACAGCUAAGGAUUCUUCUGUUGAAGUCAGUGGGAGGUGCAUACCAAACUCUCAUUUGUGCCUUUGAAAAGUUGUGCCAGUCCUUGCAUAAAUAAGGGAUCUGUGGAUGUUCUUAAAAACUGUCUCUGUGCCUCAGAGUCAAAAGACAGUCCAUGUUGCACAUUUGUUUGCAGUAGGUUAGUAUAAAAGAUUUUUACAGAAUACUUUGUGUCUGAUCUGCUCUUUGCACCAUAGUUUUAAAAGAAACAUAAAUAAUGUAAAAAUUCUUCCUUUGGCCAUGUAACCUUAAAUGGAUAUUACAAAAAGUUAGUGCCUUGUUUUCUCUUUUCUAUAUUUUAAAAUGAGUUAAGGCAGAUUACUGUAGAAUCACCAAGAAAAAAAAGGUUGUUAAAUGUUUUCAUGCCUGGAUGUUGUUCUUCAGCCAUCAGUCUCUUUUGAGUGGUACUAGAUUUUAGACAGUGGAGGAAGAUGCAACCUUUCCUUAAUCUUCUGGUGAUCUGAUACAGUUGGUCUGUAAGACAAAACUGAUUAGCUCCUUAUUCAGUGCAGCUAGUGCUAAAGAUGCUAGCUGCUAGUCAGCAGCUCCUGCUUUCCCCCUAAUAUUCUUAGUCCAGACUUAACCUUGGAAUUUAAUGGGGCUUUGAGAUGGCAUAGGAUAGAGACAGGUUGAUGGAGUUGUAAAAAAGGGCUAAACAACCACAUCUCUCACUCUUCUUUUGUUUAACACAAAUUUGCCAACACUGACAGAGCUUCACAGAAAGCAUUACCUCUGAAUCUGGGCAUGGUUCAUUAUAGAAAAGAGGGAUCUGUGAGGAAAGAGAAAAAGAAAUAUUAGCAAAAAUAAACUAUACUUCCAAGUGUGUGAAGACUUAUCACUGGAUUGAGGAAAGUCUUUUAGGAUGCCUGUAAACUUUUGUAUUUUAAAAUCACAUAACUUAAAUUUGUUUCCUUAACUUCCUUUGAUACUGAAUUUUCAAAUGAUUUACAAUGUCAGGACAAAUGUCAAAUAUCAUAUGCUGCUCCCAUGUAAAAUACGGAAGGUGAAUGAUUAUU
Gavialis gangeticus (Gharial) is the source of this 8597-nucleotide messenger RNA. RefSeq names its product adenylate cyclase 9 (gene ADCY9). The transcript is spliced from 10 exons. Lineage: Eukaryota; Metazoa; Chordata; Crocodylia; Gavialidae. The record is from RefSeq and is a predicted model, not a curated record. Gene Ontology annotation, biological process: cyclic nucleotide biosynthetic process; adenylate cyclase-activating G protein-coupled receptor signaling pathway; intracellular signal transduction. Gene Ontology annotation, molecular function: adenylate cyclase activity. Bases 210 to 4268 code for a protein of 1352 amino acids.